UUUGGAGUUUCCAAGAUCUGGGGCUGGGGAUUGGGGGUAUCUCACCAUCUGUCUCAGAGGUUGGGCACAGAAAGGGUGGCUGGAGCUUGCUAUCCUUCCCAGGGGUUCUGUCCAGGGCUGCCUCCCUGCUUCUACCCCAAACACCCUCCUAUUGCCGUUUUCUGUGUCCCAGGCUUUGGGCAUGGCGGUCGGGGUGAAACUGUGUUUGGGAAUUUGCACAAGGCUUAGGAAAGAAACUGUGUAGCUUUGGGGUUUCUAGGAUGUAAAAUGAAAAGGGUGGAUCCUUAAGAUGUCAGUGAACUUGACUGGCACCUCAGUCAUUCAAGGGACUGGCCAAGUCCCUUAAAACCGGCAGAAUCUGAAGACCCUUCCCAGCAGCAAGGGCAGGGACUCGUUCAUAUCCUUUGAGGGUCUGUGAGCCUCUCUGAUGGCCUCUAAGCCUUCAGAAUUGUGGAUUUUGAAGUAGAUCCCAUUGCUACUGAAAGGAACCAAACAACAAUAAUUCUUCCCCAAUAAUUCUUGAGUUAAGUCAGAGUAUCUCAAAUAGGACCCGAGUGGUUUUAGGGCCCAGGAGUUUUUCCAUUAAGAAGUAGGCUGCCCGGGUGAUGUGUUGAGCAGGGGUUGCAUGUAAGUCACUUUCUGUGGUGGCUUUAUCGCCAUACACUUGGAUUUGUUUUUGUUUUUGCAAAAAUUCCUUUUAGAAAGAACAUGAUCAUCUCUAAAGCAUCUUUCAUGCAAGGCUGGGUUUGCACCUAUAGGGUUUUGGGUUAGGUGGGCUCUGCGUAUUUUUCUAGCCCUCUGUUGCCAGGCCAUAGAAGAGACUCAGGUAUUAUUUAAAGGAAGAGGGAAUGAUGGCGUUGUUUUCCUCCAAUUCUUCCAUUUUCCAGACAAGGAACUUGAUUGACAUUCAGAGGGAGGGGUUAAGUGACUUACCUAUGGCCUCGGGUGAGCUAUUGGCGUCUGUAUCCCCAACCCCAUCCUAUCUUGGUCAGUUUACCAGCCUCUCAAUUUAGGACACUUUGGGCUUUUCUGCCUGUCGUCUUCCUCAUUUGGCUAAGCUGCUCACAUCAAAUUCCUUCUAAUCUUUGCUGUUCCUUAGAUCCUUCCAAGGGCUUGUUGUUUCUUCCAUGCACGCCUCCCCCAUAAUCUGGUAUCUUCUUAGGGGAGUCUUCUGCAUCGGAAGUGCCCUCCGCGCUGUCCCAGAGAAGCAGAAAGUGAUCUGAAUUAGCCCUUGUAAUAGGUUCCAUCCAGAGCUUGAGGAAGUGAACUUAAGAACAAGGAUUAUCCUUCUGUCCCACCCAUCUUCCCUUACACAACAGCAUGCUUAAGAGUCAGAUUACACAGGCCUCCUCUUUCUGGCCAUGUGACCUUAGACAGAUUACUUAACCUCUCUGUUCCUCGAUUCCCUUGUCCAUCCAUCAAUUGGGCAUACUAAUAUCCACCUCUUAAGGUGAUUCUGGGAAUGAAAUAAAGUGCUGUGCACAGUGCCUGGCCUAUAGUAGUCAAUAAAUGUUAGUAUUCUUGUCAUCAUAACCAUAAUUGUUCCACUCUGGGUUUUAGAGAAGCGGGAUGGAGGAGAAACAGGAAAUAGGAGAGAUUUUCAGUCCACAGAGUAAAAGAUAAAAAAACUUACUGCAGUCAAUUUCGUGUUUCUAUCAUAGUAUUAAUAAUUGCUUUUUUUUUUUUCUAAAUAUCUGCAACAUACCUAAUGUCUGUUAUCUCAUUUUCUCUUUUCCGCUACAUAGUUCUUUUGGCUGUUUUAUAGAGAAAGAAGCUGGACUCAGAGAUAGAGCCUUCCUAAGGUUACACAGUCGAUAGGAAGCAGAGCUGGGAUUUAAACCCUGGUCUGUGUAAAAUCAGAGCUGGCAUUUUAUUUUUAUUUUUUCCUCUACGAGAGGCUGCCUCUCUCUUUCCCCUGCUGUCAGAAAUGUUAUUCAUAGAUUUCUGGAUCUGACCUUAGAAGUCGUCUAGUCCAAAUUCCCGCUCAGCGCAUCAGUCCCCUCCCCGCUCACCAGGCACUCCCUCAUUCGGCUUCUCCUUGAAGACAUUCAUUCGGCAAGAGGGAGCUUUGAUGUGCAUACUCUUGGCCAGCUUGUAUUAUUAGAAAGCUGUUAGGUCAUGAGGCACACUUGCCCCUCCUGUUGCCAUGCCACACUUAGGAGACGUUGCCUUGGUGCCAGGAGAAAUUGUCGGUCCAUGGGUUGCUGCCCACUUGGCUUCCUGAGCGGUAUCUGGGGAACUGGAAAUGGUGAGAGGCAGCCUGCACCAGGCUCAGAGCUGGGCAGGACCAGGCUGUCAGGUGCCAUCAUUGGCCAGAAAAGAAUUGCAGCCUCUGGGGCAACUUGGUGUUAGGCAGUAUUAUGAUCAAGAGAUGCAGUGGAAAUUCCCCAGCUACCACUCUCCAUUCUUCAUGGGAGCAAAUUCCUCUCCAUCCUUCUCAUUUCUUUCCUGAUUGGCAGAUGCUCCCCCACUUCCUCUGCAGCCAGAAGUAAAUGCCUUCUGGCACCCAGCAUCUCUUAAAUUACAUCACUGCCACCACCAUCAUCAUCGCCAUCAUUGCCAUCACUAUGGCAACUCUAUUUAUUCACCUCCUCUUGCCAUGCCCUAGCCACCAUGCAGAGCACUUUAUGUGUAUAACUCAUUACUUGUCGCAGGAAUCCUGUGACUAGUCAUGAGCAUCUCCCACAGUAUGGAGAAGGAAGCUGGAGCACAGAGAGGUGAAAUGACCUGCCCAAGGUCACACAGCAAGCAAGUGGCAGAGCCAGAAUUUGUCCCUAAGACUGUUUGAGCCCAAAGCCAGCAGGCUAAACUGCCUUUUAAAGUUUUGUUUUGUUUUGUUUUGUUUUUUGUUUUUUUGUGGUUUUGAGAUGGAGUCUCGCUCUGUUACCCAAGCUGGAGUGCAGUGGCGCAUCUCGGCUCACUGAAGCCUCUGCCUCCUGGGUUCAGUGAUUUUCCUGCCUCAGCUUCCCAAGUAGCUGGGAUUAUGGGUGCCCGCCACCACACGCGGCUAAUUUUUGUAUUUUUAGUACAGACGGGGUUUCGCCAUGUUGGCAGGCUGGUCUUGAACUCCCAACUUCAGGUCAUCCACCCGCCUCGGCCUCCCAAAGUGCUGGGAUGACAGGCAUGAGCCACCACGCCCGGCCCGCCUCUUGGAGUUCUGUGCCACCUGCUACCUCCCUGCCUUCCUGGGUUAUGCUAUCUCUGAGCCAAGUGCAGAAGAUUCAGCCAGAAACAAAAAUGCUGACUCUCUGCAGACAUCUCCUGAGACUGGUUCCUGGGGUUCGGCCAGUCACUGUUAUCUCAGGCAUGCUUUGAUCCACUCUCCCAGAUGGGAAGGUCUCUCUUGUUCUGCCUCGCUCUAGUCUUGCCUCGCUCUAGUCUAGGUCCCAGAAGUCUGAGUGAGUGAAGCCGAGGCUCUGAAUCACAACUCUUUGGGAUAUCAAACCAGGAGGGGCUCUUGGCCUGUCUGACAUCCCUCAAGUUUUGGGAUCACCUAAAACAGACAUUUAUUGCACUCAUCAAACUUGACCCUGGGACUGAGUUCCUUCACCUCCAGCCUGAGUAGCUGCUUCCUCUUUGAGGAACCGGAAUACUGCACCACCCUCUCUAGGCCUGGAAGGGGCUUAGGAAGUUGGAAGGGAGUCUCGGUCUGUAGUCCCACAGGGCUUUGGGGAGAGGAAGCAGGAGAGGACACGGUGGGCAGGGGGUUGUUCUGAGUCUCAACCUGGAAGGACAGGCUGCCCCUGGGUCUUGGGAUGUUCUCCUAAGCAGGGCCUUCUUUGCCCUGGAGGAAUCUGACUGCAAGUAGAAUGCAGUAGGAUGGAAGGAUAGGGUGCGCAGACCUGCACUUCUCAGACAAAGAGCCCUCAGGGUUUCAGCUCCUGUCGCUCCUUGGGAAGGUCCUACUCUAGCUAAAUCCCCCCACAUUGAAGGAAGGUAUGUAAGCUCCAGGCCGAAGGCAGAGUGCAGGCCGAAGGCAGAGUGCAGGCCGAAGGCAGAGUGCAGGCCGAAGGCAGAGUGCAGGAGCUGGAUUCUGUAGAGGCACUGGGCAUCCCGGGAGGCUGGGGAGAACUGAAUGUUGUGUCUGGAAGCUGCUGUUGUCCUAAGGGGAAGGUCUGUGGGCAGUGCGGACUUUUUAUAGCCGCAUGGGAACCUUCAGGGCGGAGGAUCGGCUGGUCAGGGCCUGGGAGCACAGCUAUAUUAGGUAAGCAGAGAAGGGCCCUGCCUUAGCCUCUAGAGGUCCGGCACUCUGGGCCAGGCAGGGAGCCAGGGAAGGCGGGAGGGAGGAAAAGGAGAACUGGUGGAUGGCAGAGAGUGUCUAGUCUUGAAAUCACAAACUGGGUGGAAUCCUACCUACAGAUGUGCCUUGUGUGGCCCACCCGGUGCUUUAAAUCAGAUCUGGUUACACUGGGCUGGAGUUAAGUAGUGCUACCUCUUCAGAGGGGUCACCAUCUCAGGCUAGGUGCGGUGGCUCACGCCUGUAAUCCCAGCACUUUGGGAGGCUGAGGCAGGAGGAUCACCUGAGAUCAGGAGUUCGAGACCACCCUGGCCAACAUGGUGAAACCCCAUCUCUGCUGAAAAUACGGAAAAAAAAAUUAGCCAGUGUGGUGGUGGGUGCCUGUAAACCAAGCUACUCAGGAGGCUGAGGCAGGAGAAUCACUUGAAUCCGGGAGUCAGAGGUUGCAGUGAGCCAAGAUCACGCCACUGCACUCCAGCCUGGGCGACAGAGUGCACUAGCCACACACGAAAAAGGAGGGGGCAUGUUUCCACUUUGCCCCAGUCCCCACCUCUCACACCCUGCCUGCUUCAUUUAUGUCAGCAAUGGCACCUGCAUGUGCAACCUCUGGUCUGGCAGACCAGCCAAGCCUGGUCUCCAUGCUGCCAGCUCCGAUUGCCCUCACUGCCUUCCAGCGGGGAUCUGGCUGGAGUAGGACAAGUCUGUUUGGGAGCUGGGAGGAAUGACUUAGCCCUGGAGAUUGACUGAAUUGGGAGGUUGGGAGCAUUUUGGGAAAGGAUGUUGUCUCAUUAGGCUCUGAGUGAACACUUCCCAUUGGUGAGAAUAGAAGCCCCCCGCUGCCCCUGUCUCUUCAUGCACUUGGGUGUGUGAUUCUGUGCAUAUGUAUGUGCCAGUGCGUGCGUGCGUGUGUGUGUGUGUGUGUGUGCGCAUGUGCCACACAGAGGGCAUCACAUUCAGCUCUCCCCGGAACCACCAUUUCCGUCAAGGAUUGGAGACUCUGUCUGUUGGACCAAUUUGAUGCCUGUGCACGCUCAGGGCUCUCUGAACCCCGCUCCUUGACUCUCAGGGUCCCCUCUUGCGGAAAGCCCCUCCCGGGACCAGGAGCCAGGCUGGGCAGGGAGGUGACACCCUGCCUCUCUUUUGCAUUUGCUUGGUGCUGGCUGAAGAUGUGCCAGGAGGAACAGACCAGCUACAUGGUGGUGCAGACGAGCGAGGAGGGGCUGGCGGCUGACGCCGAGCUCCCGGGACCGCUCCUGAUGCUGGCCCAGAACUGCGCAGUCAUGCACAACCUGCUGGGCCCUGCCUGCAUUUUCCUGCGCAAGGGCUUCGCUGAGAACAGGCAGCCUGAUAGAUCACUGCGACCAGAGGAAAUUGAAGAGCUCCGAGAGGCCUUCAGAGAAUUCGACAAGGACAAGGAUGGCUACAUCAACUGCCGGGAUCUGGGCAACUGCAUGCGCACCAUGGGCUACAUGCCCACCGAGAUGGAGCUCAUCGAACUGUCCCAGCAGAUCAACAUGAACCUGGGUGGCCAUGUAGAUUUUGAUGACUUCGUGGAGCUAAUGGGGCCUAAACUCCUGGCAGAGACAGCAGAUAUGAUUGGUGUAAAGGAACUGCGAGAUGCUUUCCGAGAGUUUGACACCAAUGGUGAUGGGGAAAUAAGCACCAGUGAGCUGCGAGAGGCUAUGAGGAAGCUCCUGGGUCAUCAGGUGGGACACCGAGACAUAGAGGAAAUUAUCCGAGAUGUGGACCUCAAUGGGGAUGGACGAGUGGACUUUGAAGAGUUUGUCCGGAUGAUGUCCCGCUGAGGCCGCGAGGGCCCCUCCAGGACUGCCAAGCUCCCAAAGGCGGGGCUAAGAGGAGCUAGAGCUUGCCUCACCCGCUGUAGCCGCCGAGAGCCCAGGAUGUACUGGCGGAUGGGGCCUGCCUGCACCCCGGGGAGGCGCCCACCCCGGACCCCCACCCCUCCGCACUGUGAAAGACUAACUCCUGCAACUGGAAAGCGGGGGCGCCCGCCGACGAGGAGGCCACCGUGCCAAGCCGGCAGAGGUCAUGCCAGGCGCCAAGGGCCAUGUGCCCAGCUGCUGCUGGCUGGGUGGGCCAGGGAGCCCGCCAGCAGACCCCACACAGCAUGUCCGCCCCAGGGCAAAGCCUCCCACCUUCGCUCUGCGCCCGUCCCAGCUCGCCUCAGCCCUGUUAUCUCAGAACCAAUAAAAAUAUUUCCAAGAGCAA
Homo sapiens (human) is the source of this 6466-nucleotide messenger RNA. The record is from RefSeq and is a predicted model, not a curated record. Lineage: Eukaryota; Metazoa; Chordata; Mammalia; Primates; Hominidae.